This is a messenger RNA of Geosmithia morbida, 4485 nucleotides long. RefSeq names its product RhoGEF domain. The annotation marks the transcript as partial. The transcript is spliced from 2 exons. NCBI's taxonomy places the organism in Eukaryota, Fungi, Ascomycota, Sordariomycetes, Hypocreales, Bionectriaceae. The record is from RefSeq and is a predicted model, not a curated record. Gene Ontology annotation, molecular function: guanyl-nucleotide exchange factor activity.
AUGGUUCGCGUCACCAACGAUCUGGCGCUCUCGCCUGAGCACCUGACCCUCUAUUACGUCUCCGACCCGCUCCUCGGCCAUCUUCCUAUCCUCAUCUUCCAUGGCCCCUCGACCACAGCCAACUACACUCUCAACAGUUCCAGGGUUCAGGUCCACGUCUUCACACCCGCCGGCUUCCAGUCCUACCCGCGCCUCACCAUAUCUCCCAACUCAGCACCCUACAGCGUUGUCGACUACCUACCCCGCGAAUUCCAGGGCGACGAGGUCUAUCGCGGCCUGGCAUUUGGCCUCUUCAAAUACUUCUCCGAGCUUUCCGAUGGCGUCAAGAGUUACCUGAAGAACCUGUACCUUACUAGGGGCGGGCGACCUGGAAGCGUACCCGAACUCUUUGGCGAGCAGCACGCCGCCGAUCUCGUCAAGUCGGUAAUCCAAAGCGAGAACACGGUCGACGUGGUCGCCACUCUUCAAGAAGCAUUGCAGACGCAGCAUCUGAACAAUGUCGAUAUCGACUUCGUCUUGCCGCCUGGUGCCAUCGUGCCUCUUCAGGCUGCUGACCUGGAGGAGGUCCCCGACAACGACGACGAUAUUCUUGACCCCACUUUGCGCCAAUAUGGAGGAUAUACCCCGUUAGUCAAACUCCUCGGAGAGCCCGUCUUUCUUCCCACCAGCAAGUUGCGCCGCGCUCCAUCGAAGCCGACAUCGUUGAACCGGGGGAGGUCAUUUACAAAACACCAAAGGAUCGAGCUGCGUUUAAAGCUGGGAGAACUGGUGGAUACGGAAGUUCGCUAUGUCCAGAAAUUGCGCGAGCUGGUGGAUCACAUUGCUAAAGACUUCCGAGAAAGUGCCAAGAAACGCGACCCCGCGAGCAAGAGCCCCUCGGAAGAGGAGCUGGAGAAGCUGUUUCCAACCUCGGCGGACGAGAUUCUCCGCCUCAACUCGUCAUUCUUGCAGGAACUUCAACAGAUCAUGGACAGUACCGAGGAUGAAGCAGCGCUGGACAUGGACUCCGCCACAAUCCACAUUGCUGGCUCUAAACCGGGCUCCCCCGCAAAAAGCAAAGACCCCAGCGGCGUACUCUCCAUGGCCAGGCUAUUCUUGGAGCGGUUCCCCAAAUUUACGGAAUGUUACCAGGACUACAUCAAGGCCAGCCAACACUUCCCAACGCUGCUCAACUCAUUCAUGGACGAGCAGUCGACCUUCAGGCAGAGAGUCGCGCAGACGGGUGAGCAGGCCAUACGAUCUAUCCUAAUCGAGCCAGUGCAACGCCUGCCGAGGUACAGCCUCCUCAUUGAUCAAAUAGUUGGCUGUCUGCCCAUGACACAUCCCGCAUUGCAGCCGAUGCUCAAGUCGAGAGACAUUAUCACCAACAUCUGUUCCAUGGAUGACCCUCACCCAAACAAGCCACAUGUUACCAGCAGGCUCCGGAACAUGGUCGAGUCCUGGCCGAUGGACCUUGAGCCCCAGGGCCGUCUCAUUGGUUCGGUAGACUUUGUCGAGCUGGACGCGCCCUACCGUCCGGAUGCGAACGAACCCGAUAAACCAGGCGUCUUCCUCCUCUUUUCUGACUGUAUAAUCAUUAUGAAGAAGACGACCGAUAAAAUUACGGGCCGGGAUUUGAUCAGGGAAGUCGACAAGCCGUCGGCCGCUGGACUGCUUAUUUCAAUGACAAAUGCUGCCGGCGGGCCGCCGUCGUACGACUUCGUCUUGACCGGAUGGCAUAAUCUUGCCGAUGUUCGCUUUACCGAGUCGUCCGAUGGAACAUUGGUCUGGAUGACUUCGACUGCAGACAUGAAGGGAGUCCACACUGGCGAGCACAAAAUAAGCAAAGCACCGACAUCACGAUGCUUUCUUCUCAAGGAAUCCCUACAAGGCAAAGCUGCCAAGUUUGGUGAGGACAUCGUCAAGGCUAGAGUGGAAGCCCGCUUCUCAGAAUCGGAGCGCGAGGAUCCAUGCUGGACGCUUCGAUCAACUCGCAUGCCCGACACCAACCUGGGACUCCACGCUGCCGUGUAUCAGGAGGGCGCGUCCGAGCUGAUCGACGGUCGGCGUGAGCCAGCACCUAUCCGAGUGGUUGUCGACCACGAGAAGGGUACCAAGGGCGCUCCUGUGGGACACUACGGCGUAGAGAUUGUGGUAGACUUGCAGAGCAACGACCUCAAGCGUGUGGCCAUGGUCUCCAUGGGACUGAAUGGGAAGCAAUUCCAGGAUGAUGUGGCGCUCGAAGACUUUUUGCCCACCCUGUCCCGGCGAAUUAUUCAACUCGUCAGCUCCCAAUUCAAUGUCUCCAAUAUCAGUCUAGCUGCAGCCCUGGUGUCAUACUACUCCAAAACAUUACGCAACUUGCCGCUGUCAACCCGAGCCGAAAAGACGCGCUCUUUUCUCCCAUCCUCCCCUGUUAAGCUAUUCUCAAACUUGUGGGCUGGAUCUAGUACGCCGGACGUCACGAGCUCGAAGCACCAGCGCCAUGAAUCGACGAUGCAUCAAAACAACAGCCAGAGCUCUUUCCUGAACGCACUGGGCUCCAUGCGUGGCAAGGAUGAUCGGAUUGCAACGGAGGAAAUCAGGCCGGACAACCCGCUUGUGAGGCUGGAACAGACCUUUAUCGGAUACGUAGCUGCCGUACAAUCCCGAAAGGGGGCUAUCAUUGGGCGGGCGCUGCUCAACCGCUCUUUCAGCGAUGAACUUUUGGUGAAUGAGCUGUAUAACAAGCUCAUCGAGAGCCCUUAUGACUUUGACGCCUCGGCGGACGUCAGCACCGAAGUCAUUUUUGUGGCGUUUGAAAAGUUCCUGCGCAUAGCAUGGGCCGAACAGAUGGGUCCUGUCAUUACGAUGCAAUUAUUGGACACGCUCCUGGAGCGUGCAAACAAACGAGUCCCCGGAGACUUUGCCGACUUUGUCAAUUACCUAUUCAGCGACAUUGCACCUCAAAACCGCAGAGCCUUCACCUCGCUCAUCAAACUGCUUGCUGAUUUACUGGAUGGGUGUGGAAAUGACAGCGAUCGCGGGGUGUUGACGCUCACCUUUGCCGAGAUGCUGGUCUCUGAGGAUGGGACGGCACACAACUACAUCAACUUGCUCGACAGGCUCGUCGAGGAUUGUGACCGGAUGUUCGAGGAGCCUGGCUUGAGCCAUGGCAUGAACAACAUGGGAAGUGAUGCGUAUGCGUCGGUCAAUUCUGCCACCCGGGGAGGAAAGUCCUAUACCCCGUCACUCACGUCGAAUACGUCGUCAAUCCGCCGAAAGUUUGGCUUCGACACGCUCUUGCGCCAGAACAGCAAAGACGAGCGCGGUUCUGUCUGGCGCACAUUAAGCAAGCAUCGCAAUCCCGCUACGGGCGAGGCGACGGGCUUCAACAAACCUUUGGGACGCAGUGGGUCGGUGGAUGACGAUUCGGUUUCCAAGCGAAUGGUGCGCCGUCCAGGCUCUCGCGACAGGCCCCCCAUCUCUGGAGCAUCUGACAGUCCCUCGUCACGACCAGGAAGCUCGCACCGCAUGGAUUUCCCACUGGAUACGAUAGGAGAGCCCGACACUGAUAGCCCGACCGACAAGGGACGAUACAGGAAGCGGCGUAGCUCCCUAUCGGACCUGAAGACUCUCAUGGCUUCAGCGACCAUUACGGACGAGCCACUCCAGCCUUUGCAGCAGACGUCUGAGAAUUCCAACUCUUCCCCCAAGCCUCCGACCCCAUCCAAAAUCCCGGUCAGCCCCGGCCCAAAUCAGAGUCUCAGGUCGCCUGCGAGGCAGAAGGAGAAUGUCUCAAACUCUUCGAAUGCGACAUCCCCCGGGACGACGGGCUCGGGGAAGAAGAUCUCUCACUCACGCCAGGGGUCAAUGAGAGAGCCACACAGGAGAACCCAGACACUGUCGACCUCCAACAUCCCGACCUUGAGACCCUGGAGGUCGGAAGCGACAGGCGCCGACUCUCCGCCACGGACUACCAGCCCCACACGACCGGGUAACGCGAAGCUCCGCAUACAAUCCCCCCAGAAGCUGCGCGAACGACUGGAGGCGGAAAAGAAGGUUGUCGAAGAGGUAGACACGUUUCUGAAGUCGGAACUGUCCAAGAUUGGCGAUGAGAUGGCGUGGCUUUCGACCUCGAGUGCCCAGACACCAGCGGACCUGCGCGGGCUGGCAUCCUCCGUCAGGACACUGGAAGACAAGUUACUGUCGGCGCUGGAAGGGAUUAGCGAGAAGCAGACGGUGAUGCAGCGGGACAUGGAGACGACAGUCAAGGCAUCGGAAGCCAAGGCCAAGGCCAUCGACCAGCUGUACAAGGAGGCCAUGGCGGAGAAUGAGCUUCUCUAUGAGAGGUUCCAUGGCGAGCUGGGCAGGAUCGUCAAAGCAAUCAAGGGCAAAGGAAAGGAGGACAAGGAGGAGCUGCUGGAAAAGCUCAAGGAGCAAGGCGAGGAAGCGGCUCGGGUAAAGAAGGAGAACGGGAGGCUGAGGAGGGAGAUGGCGAGCCUGCGGGCGGCGCUGAAGGCUACG